AUGGCAAACGGCGGCGGAGGCGGCUGCAGUACAUACUACUCGCGAGGAGGAGGAGGCGGCAGCAGCAGCAAGAUGAUCAGCGCCAGCAGCAACCUGAACGCGGACUCCAGUAGCUACUACUCGGGAGGAGGCGGCGGCGGCGGCAUUAAGAUGAACAGCCCCAUCAGCACCAGCAGCAACCUGAACGCGGACUCCUCCUCAGCGAUCAACGCGGCCAUCAUCCCCACGACCAUGGAGGUCCCCUGCGACCGCGGGCAGCGCAUGUGGUGGGCCUUCCUGGCCUCGUCCAUGGUCACCUUUUUCGGGGGACUCUUUCUUACCCUGCUCUGGAGGACCCUCAAGUACCUGUGGACCGUCUGCUGCCACUGUGGGGGCAAGGAGAAGGUACAACGGAUAAACCACCAUCACCACCCCCUGCAGUUAUUGAUGUGAGGCAGAUGGAUGAGAAACCGGAGACUAUUUUGUUUCAGCCAUGCCAGGAGCAGGAUGAGUUGAGGAAGCGUCUUGCACUGUCGUCUCCUGGAUCAACCUUUGAUGACUGCAGGUAAAAGACUGAACGGUCACAUGAGAGCAUAUUCCCAGGUCUAACACAUGUGCACUUGAG
Messenger RNA from Lacerta agilis (Sand lizard), 604 nucleotides. RefSeq names its product calcium-activated potassium channel subunit alpha-1-like. The transcript has 2 exons. The record is from RefSeq and is a predicted model, not a curated record. NCBI's taxonomy places the organism in Eukaryota, Metazoa, Chordata, Lepidosauria, Squamata, Lacertidae. The coding region runs from base 1 to 432 and encodes 143 amino acids.